Molecule: messenger RNA, 1594 nt
Organism: Pocillopora damicornis (cauliflower coral)
Lineage: Eukaryota; Metazoa; Cnidaria; Anthozoa; Scleractinia; Pocilloporidae
Biological process (GO): signal transduction; protein phosphorylation
Molecular function (GO): ATP binding; protein binding; protein tyrosine kinase activity
Source: RefSeq, a predicted model, not a curated record
AAAAUGGUAAGCGUAUUUCACAAUUUGAGUAUGGGAACAACUUUCCAUUGACAACCAAGCAAGUGCAACACGUUGGUAAAUCGACAUCGUUAAUAUACGUUCUUCCUCUUUGACUUCAAGCGAAUGCAUGGACAGUAGAUGAGAAACGAUGAAAAAGGCCAAAAAAUCCCUUAGAAAAGCCUUUCAUCAAUCGAGCAGUAACAACAGAGAAGGGAAACAACCAGGCAAUGAUGUCCCAAAAGGUGAUGUUAGGGAAGACAGUGCUGAAAACAAGGCUGAGGCUGAAGAACUGACUGACUUGGACAAGUUGUAUAUUGCCUUGGCUGAAGUUGGUCGUAGAAACCUCUUUGAUCUGCUUUGCUACGGUAUCAAUAUUACGAGCUUAGACGCCUUACAGAAGUACACUGCAGAGGACAGCACAUCUGCUUACAUCUGUGACAAGAUAAAAUCUCUCCUUGAGGGCAAAGAUUUCAAUUUCAAGGAACUUGUACAGAAAUACAAACCAAGCAAACUUGUGCAGACGUGUGAGAUUAAGCACAUACCAGUAAUCCCAAAGAAAGACUUAGUUGUUACUCGCACAUUGAGGCAGGGCCCAUUUGUGGGACAAGUGUGCGAGGCGCAACUCACUUUGCCGGAUGGGAGGAAGGAAAAAGUUUGUCUUCGUUAUCAAACGGUACAAGAUGAAGACCAAAUGGACUUCUUAAGAGAAGCAGAAAUAGCAUUUCAACUUCGUCAUGAGAAUAUUCUAGCUUACUACGGCGUAGUCAUUGCUAGUUCAUAUUCACCACACCCAGCUUUGGUGGUCGAGUUUGCAGAAUAUGGAAACCUAUCAGAAUCAUGGCCUCAUCAUAACAUUGAACACCUGUGGAGAUAUACCAUCCAGGCCGCAACUGCUUUGGAAUACUUGGAGAAAAGAAAUGUCAUUCACCAAGCUGUUUUUGGUUAUAAUUUCUUGGUUGUAGCUGGUUUUAAGGUAGUUAUCAUUAUUAUCGUCAUUAUUAUCGUCAUUAUCAUUGAUACUGCCAAUUUGGCACUGCCAUCGUCACUGUGUAGGAAAUGGGAUCAAUUAGCAGUACAAUCAAGGAAAAGACCAUCUUGCUCGUGUUCAAAGCUUGCAUGAGCGAGUCAUUGUUCAGUGAUUUUGUGGGACACUAAAACAUUUAUUUCCAAGUGAAUCGUCGUGGAUUUACUUAAAGUAAGGGGGAGAUUCGCGACAUGUUAUUGGAAAAGGUGAUAGUAGUACUAUCACAUAAUCAGAAGGAAUAACCCAGUUGAAUGUAAGUUUAAACUACUCCAUGUUUUAUUUCAUCCAAGCUGAAGCUUGCAGGCCUAGCGGCUUGUUGGUUUAAAGAAGUAAACCUGAAAAAGUAAGUAUACAUCGUAUCAGAAUAGAUUUAUCAUAAAAUUCGAAAUUGUGAAAGCUCAAGCGAUGAAAAUGUAGUUAACUUUAGCCUUUGCCGAAGAAUUAUGGCUGAAAAGAGAGGAGAAUCAAAAUUAUCAGGCUUUAUAAUUUUUGUUGAAUGCGGGAAGGUCAUUAACGAAGUUGUCGUAAAGUGUUUGCACUGAACAAGAUGAUUUGGUUCUGUUAACUGAG